This is a messenger RNA of Rhododendron vialii, 1276 nucleotides long. RefSeq lists its product as uncharacterized. The record is from RefSeq and is a predicted model, not a curated record. The transcript has 6 exons. Bases 327 to 1016 code for a protein of 229 amino acids. NCBI's taxonomy places the organism in Eukaryota, Viridiplantae, Streptophyta, Magnoliopsida, Ericales, Ericaceae.
UCACGCCAACAACCAACCCAUCCAAAACAAAACGCCGCCGUAACAAACCUCACAUUAGAAUCAUUCUUCCUCUUUUUCCGAUCGAUUCCUACCCUCCACAAUAAUAAUAAUGGAGUCGGACCCAACAAUCAUCUCCUCCUCCAGAGCUUAAGAGCUCAAGAGAGAGAAACCCCAAGAGAGAGAAGUAACAAAGAGAGAGAGAGAGAGAGAGAGAGAGAGAGAGAAAGAGGUCUCACUGUGCCUCUCUCUCUACAUCCGCCCGACACAUGUUGUAUCCAUAUCAAUAUUCGUUUGUAUCUAUGUAUUUCUAGGGGGUUUUUUUUUUUAUGGAGGUCGAGGCGUUAGGGUUGAAUCGGGUCGGGUCGGAGAAGGAUCGCCUUCGCGUGAAGAGGAAGACGUUGGAAGCUGUGCUUCAGAAUUGUCAGAGAGCUCUCGAGUUGCUCGGUAACGCCGACGAUUGCGGCGGCGGUAACGACGACGGCGACUGCAGCGACAGCGAUGUGGAUGCCGCCGAGGCCUCCGGCCGCGAUAAGGAGACGGACGAGUUGUGUGAUCUUCUCAAAUCGAGAGUUGAAUGUCCUGAUUUCCUUGAAAAGCUAGAAAGUGCACAAGCAUCAGCUCCGCAAAAUAUGGCUGAAGAAGGUAGUUCAUGGGACAUGGUCAGCGAUAAUGAUCUAUGGGAAGAAGGAAAUUCCGAGCCGGACCAAGAAGACUAUGUUUUGGUUAGGCAGGAAGAUAUAGUCGAGGGUAUAGCAUGCUUCAUGGCAGCCUACCUGUUAUCCCUUAAACAGACUAAGGAUUUGACUCCUAAUCAACUCCAAGAUGCACUGAGCAAAACAUUCUCUGUGAAGAAGAAAAAGGGAAAGCUUCGAAAGGCUUGGGAUGGGAGCAAAGUCAUUUACAAUGUAGCAUCUUGGGGAGCAACGGCCAUUGGGAUUUACCAAAACCCGGCGCUUCUCAGGGCUGCCUCAGCAGCCUUCUGGACUUCUUGCCAUGUCAUAUCAAAGCUCUUUUAGGGGCUUUUUGCAGAAAGUCUGGUGCUUGGGACUUUGUUGUAUUUGUGCAGUGGUUAAGCCGUGUGGUGUUCCAUAUAAAUUCUGUAACAUAAUCGUCAUUCUUUUCGUGCUACAGUUCCAUUAGUGCUCUGGCCUUAUUUAUAGUCUUGUAAAUAUGCUUCAUUUCUAAUGUGCGGUUUUUUACAUUUCAGAAAGGGUCAUGUUGGUGCAACAAUUCGUGGAAUUUUACACUUAUGAUCAUGCUUUGCCUGAUUUUACAA